Messenger RNA from Pan troglodytes (chimpanzee), 5987 nucleotides. Its product is annotated as TP53-target gene 3 protein. The record is from RefSeq and is a predicted model, not a curated record. NCBI's taxonomy places the organism in Eukaryota, Metazoa, Chordata, Mammalia, Primates, Hominidae. The transcript has a single exon. Bases 5537 to 5902 code for a protein of 121 amino acids.
CUACUAGCAAAUUCUAAUUGUCACAUGUGGCUGACAUUUUACUUCUAUUGCACAUUGGUGCAAUAGAGGAUUGCCUAAUUUCAAAGCUCAGUUUGCUUCAAAAGCCAAGAGGCCAGAAAGAUUGUAAAAUCUAAAAAUUAAAAAUAAUUGUAAUUGGUUGGGCAUGGUGGCUCAUGCCUGUUAUGCUAGCACUUUGGGAGGCCGAGGCAGGCAGAUCACUUGACCUCGGUUCGAAACCAGCCUGGUCAACAUGGUGCAACCAUGUCUCUACUAAAAAUACAAAAAUUAGCUGGGCAACAUGGUGGGUGCCUGUAUCCCAGCUACCUGGGAGGCUGAGGCAGAAGAAUCACUUGAACCUGGCAGGCGGAGGUUGCAGUGAGCCAAUAUCUCAUCACUGUACUCGAGCCUAGGUGACAGAGUGAGACUCUGUCUCAAAAAAAUGUAAAUAAAAAUAAAAAUAAUUGUUAUUAUUUUGUUUCUAUUUUGAAUAAUACACACACACACCCCUCCCCCCUCACACACACACAAAUAAGGCAGAGAAAGAAAGAGAGAAUCUUGUUCUGUCACCCAGGCUGCAGUACAGUGGCCUGAUCUCAGCUCACUGCAGCCUCUACCUCCCAGGCUUAAGUGACCCUCCCACCUCUGCCUCCCAAGUAGCUGGGACCACAGACACGUGUGACCAUGCCUGGCGAAUUUUUUCAUUUUUUUGUAGAAAAGUUUUGAUGUGGGGCCCUCACAUUCUGUUGCCCAGGCGGGUCCCAAACGCCUGGAUUCAAGAGCUCCUGUCCCCUCAGCCUAUCAAAGUGCUGGUAUUAAAGGUGAGAUCCACUAUGCCUGGCCACAUAUAUACAAUUUAUAAAUAAAAAUAACCUUAUAUAUAAGGUUAAAUGCAAAUAUCCCACAGUGAAGGCCGGGCUUCAGCAUAAGGAGGAAGUCCUGCCUGAAAAAGGCUGCGGCUUGGAACAUUUUACCCUGUUGUCAUCUGGCUACGAGUUGGCUCACAUCUUCUCUCAUUCAGAACCUGAAGGGGUGGGGCCUGGGGCCGUAUUAUCCAAUCACUAGUGCUGGGGUAAAAACUGUCUUAAAACUAUUAUUUUAAUGCUUAGCAAUACUAAUUUUUAGUGAGAAACUUAAGAUUACUUAAUUUAACAUAACCAGACUUUAAGAUUUUAAAUUACUAAAAAAAAAAAAAGAAACUUAAAAUGAUGACAGAGUUACUUCCUCUAAUGUUUUUUGGCGAGGGUUUCAAAUAACUAUGUCAUAUAUUGAAACCUACAGUUCUAUAAGCCCUACCCUUAAAUCAAAACAACCCUGAUGCUAUUGUGAACAGGUACUUAGCAUAAAUCCUACCCUUGGGCAAAUUUAUAUAGUGAUUUCAAUUGUCCUUCACAUUCCCUUUCCUGUGAUAAGUGUCUGGGUUUAGGGGGUCACAGUGUGAGGUUCCACCAUCUUCAGCUAUCUGAGACAUAGCUUCUAUUAAUAAAUGUUCCUCUUAAAUGUUUCUUUCUGAGAAACUUGAUUUGUCAGCCUAAUUCUUCAAACUCUCAGCUCCUUUGGCCUUUAAAGGUAGGUUUAUAUAUAUACUCACAAGAAAACACCCUCAUAUAUAUAGUCUGUCAAUUUCUCAAACAUUGUUAUGUGGUUCAUGACUGUAAUGUGUACCACAUGUAGUUUUGUACAUGAAUAGUAUAUUUUUUAUAGCUACUUUCUAUUACACAUCACUAAAAUACAUGUUCAGUAAGUGCUCACUUAACAUCAUUGAUAGGUCCCUGGAAACUGACUUUAAGUGAAACAAAAUACUAUAUGCCAUGGAAAAUUAACUCUUGUUUAUAUCAAUUAGCCAAUGGUAAAAUUGGUUUUAUUAUAUAGUACAUUGUUUUACUUAAAGUCACAGUUUCUGAGAAUCUAUCAAAAAAGGGAGAACAUACUGUCACUAGUGUUACAGUAUAUGGUACAUUAUAGCAUUACACUAUUAUAGUAUGUUAUUGUAGUCUUAGCAAUUGGUAGUAUAAUGUGUUUCAGUUUCUCCCAAGGUCACAGAAUUAUCCAGACCAACCAAUAACAACCUCCUGUGGGAACCAGGUGCAUCUCACCCUCUUGAUACUGCAAAGCCUUCCCCAACACCCCCUGUUUGUUCUCUCUGCUCCCAAGUGCAAUCCCUGUGUGGGUCUGUAUACCUUACAUAAUUUCCUUCUUCCAUGAUUAUAUGUAACGAAUAACUGCUGUCAAUCUCAUUUGUCCAAUGAUUGGUGCCAUGGUUUUAACUGUUCCAGUAGUACAAGGGUGGUAAUUUAUCCCUCACCAAUGGGGUAAAGGGGAGGCUAAUCAAACAAUUCACAAUACAAACUGGAUUAACCAACUAUGACAGAGGACAUCGGCUCAACUUUAACUGCUUUUGGCCUACUGAUUUCAUGAUACAUUAAAAGUCACCUCAGUCAGAGCCACCAGUUUCUGGUGGGCUUUUGCUUUGGUCUAAAUAGCCAUUUGUGGCCUUUAUCAUGAGUUGCCUUCCCUGACCACAUUAAAGCACACUCAUCACCUAGACAUAUAUGGUCAGUUGACUCUGCUCCAGCCUGAUGUGUCAUCAUAUUUAGCCUUUGUUUGGCAUGCCACUUGCCUUUCAAGGCAGUGAAAACACAGAACCUUAAUCAGUGAGUACUUCAGUCCUGAUUACCAAGAGUCAGGCUAUAUCCCUGUGGUCACUUCAUCUGGUCUGCUUACCAUUACUAAAUGCCCGGGUAGUCAUAUGAACAUUGCUUAUUAUUGCACACUCUCAGGAAAGGCCCAGGGACGGUUUUUUGUAAAAUUGCAAAAAACAAAAAGGACUUUUACUUUGGAGAGAAUUAUGCACGUCACUCAGUUGCUUUAACAAGUGCUACUGUCAUGGGAGCAAGAACAGUGACCUUGUCUUUCCUGAGCUGCCGCUUCCUUUGCUCCUGUCACAUGCACUCUCACGAUGAGGGGCUCAUUCCUUGUGCCUUAUGGUUCAGGCACUGAUGAGAAAUAAAAAAAAGAAAGAUAACUUAAUAUUAGUCCCUCCCAAAACUUACUGGGUAAUUCUCUCAUCGUAAAUCCCCUACUCAUCGUGUAGGCUUUUAGCACUGCUGCUUACCAGUAUGCUAAAGGUGCAGACUUAGGAUCAGAAGUUUGAUGAACUCAAACAAAAAAGACCACACUGCAUAUGGGUGCUAAUCCCAGUGAAAUGGAGUGGCAGUAAACACCUUCAACCAAAGAGAAAACAGAUCACAAAUAAACAAAUAAUGACACAACUCAAGAAACUAGAGGAGGGAGAACUUAUCCCAACGUUCCCAGAUAAUAAAAUUAGUAAAAAAAUUCGGAGCAGAAAUGAAUACACUGAAGAUUAGAAAAACAAUAGAAAAUGUAGAAAAAAUGUAAGAGCUUGUUUUAUGAAAACAUCAAGUUGACAUAUCUUUAGCUAGACUAAGAAAUAAAUGCUUAAAUAAAUAAAAUCAGAAUUAAAGGGAAGACAUUACAACUGGUAAAACAGAAAUAAAAAAAGGUCAUAAGACUGCUAUGUACACAGACUCCUAUGUACAAUGAUAUCCCACCAAAUGGGAUAAGGGAGAAGACAUGAAUACAUUUCUAGACAUGUACCACCUACCAAGACUGAAGCACAAAGAAAUAGAAAAUAUGAAUAGAUCAGUAAUGGGUAAGGAGUUUAGAUCUGAUGACUUUGUUGCUGAAUUUUACUAAACAUUUAAAAAGAACCAAAUCUUUGAAAAAAUUGAAGGAGGAGGAAUACUUCCAAACUCAUUUUAUGAAGCCAGCGUUACACUGAUACAAAAACCAGAGAUGGACAUUACAAGAAAAACAAUUACAGGCCAAUAUCCCUGAUGAACAUAGAUGAAAAAUCAUCCACAAAGUAGUUGCAAAUGAAAUUCAAAAGCACUUUAAAAGGAUCAUUUAUUAUGAUCAAGUUGGAUUUAUUCCUGGGAUGCAAUAAUAUUUUAAUAUGUGGAAAUCAAUAAAUGCCAUAGUCCUUAUUUACACAACAAAAAGAUUAAAAAUCAUGACUUUUUUAUGCAUGCCUAAAAUUAUUUUGACAAAAUUUAAAAUCCAUUCCAAAUAAAAUCUAUAACAAAUUAGGUAUAGAAAGAAUAUACCUCAAAAUAAAGAGGUAUGUUCUUUAUAAGCUAUAGGACAAUCCCAUGGUUAACAUUAUUGUCAAUGGUGAAAUUUUGGAAUUAUUUUUAAGAUUUAUUAUAAGAAAAAGAUGCCCACUCUCACUACUUCUUUCAACACCGUAUUGGAAAUCCUGCUCAGAAUCUAAGACAAGAGAAAAAACAGCAUUUAAAUAAGAAACAACAAGUUCUUUUAUUCAUGGAGAUUAACGCUCAGGUUUUUGCAGAUUAGAUUUAACAGCAUGAAAACUGGUACCAUCCAGGAAUCAAAGGAUACAGGACUUUAGGGCAUCAAUUAUUAAGAGGCUAUAGGAAAGCAGAAAUGCUCCUGGAUGUUUCCAUUGUCUAGACACAAAAUUUCAACAGACCAGCCCCAGGAAGUAAAGGCACAUUCCUGACUACUGUUAGUUGAUGAGCUUUUCACCAAAAGCAGAGAUGUGAGACCUGGCAGGUUUCAAAGACCCCUCAAGUGCUCCAUACCUUGAAAUUCACUUCCACAAAGCUAGAACACCAUCUGUUCCUAAGGGAUCAGGUUAUCGUCUAUUUCUUUUAGGCACUGGCCAGUCAGGCUUUAGUGGACACGAAGCCAGUGAUUUUUAGUGUAAAAUGCCUAAUCUAUCAUAAUCUUUAGGUAGAUAUUUGGAGGCCUGCACACUUAAAUGGGUUGGUGAAAUGCCAUACCAGACACAUGGCUGGGAAUUGGGUUUUUCUCCUCCGCUCUUAGCAGCACCUUUGUAACCCAGUGAUUACCCCCCUCAUGGCUCCACGGCCACAUCCGCAAAAAGGGUACUGGUGAACGUGACAUAUUCACGAAGCCACAGCCCAUGGUCACUCCCUGCAAAGCUCUGAACUUGCGCAUUCCCAGGCCAGGCCGUGGUUGUCUUUCAAAGGCGGCUCAGCUUGUGCUUUGCUUGGAGAGAGCAGAGGGCAGCAGCACAGUGACAGCGUCUGGGACCUCAGACCAAUUUCCACAGCCACUUACGAAAGCAGACGGCUCCAUGGGCUGGAGGAGGUGGGACGCUCUGGAAAGAACUCGGGUGCGGGUGGGAAAGAAAAUCGAGCUGAGCAGCGGGAAGUCGAAGUCGCGUGAGUGAGGACCAGACACUCCCGAUUUAGGCAAAGGCGGGGUGCACUUCCCAACAACACAUCCUCCUCACUGGCGAGACCAGGCCUGCCCUUCAAGUUCCUCUCCUGAUUUAAUCCCCUUGGCGAGGGUUUGGCAUGAAAUCAAUGGCCAGCAAGCUUGGUAAACGAAGCCGCCUACACCGCCCUCCCCCUCCCUGCACGGCCGCGCCCCGCCUCCGCUGCUGUCUCAAUCUGGGAUUGUCCUCCUGUAGCCCCACCAUCCACCGUGGGGAACGGUGGAGAGACUACAACUCCCCGUAUGCACCGCGAUGCGCGCCUCACCCUGCAUCUCCCAGCCCGCAGCCAGCUGGCAUCCUAGACCCUCUGCCCUACGACCAACAGCCGGGAGCGGACCAGACACCAGAACUCCCGGAACGGUUGAAGACCGUUCCGCUCCCUGUCCCGCCUUUCGCAGCCCAGCAGUUUCGCCCUGCGGAGAGGAGCCUUGCUGUUUCCAAAUCUCUCCUGCUGAGGAGACAUUGGAGCUAGGGCGGCUAGUUUCACCUGGUAAUUGUGACACCCUGUCUCCUCGAGCUGCAGGCUUUUACGCUUGUCAUGUUCGAAGUUUGAUACCUUGCAGAUCAACAAAGGGCCGGUGGCCUCUCACUGCCUCCGCGGCAGGGUUGUCAAGGUAACGCUCCUCAGACAAGCGUUGGGCGCGACCCGCCCCUUUUCUCACCCCGCCUCCUCCUCAGCCCCACCCUCCUUCGCUCCUCCUCU